This is a messenger RNA of Trichoderma virens Gv29-8, 729 nucleotides long. RefSeq lists its product as uncharacterized. Gene Ontology annotation, molecular function: acyltransferase activity, transferring groups other than amino-acyl groups. The record is from RefSeq and is a predicted model, not a curated record. The transcript is spliced from 2 exons. Lineage: Eukaryota; Fungi; Ascomycota; Sordariomycetes; Hypocreales; Hypocreaceae. The coding region runs from base 1 to 729 and encodes 242 amino acids.
AUGGUUCAAGUGGUCCUUCCAGCACUUAUUCCAGACAUCCCCAAGGUCUAUGAUGUCUACUUCAACGCCUUUCAGAACGACCAAAUGGGGAAGAUUAUGCUCGAGAUUCUCUUUCCUGGAGUGAUCGACGAUGAGUUCAAAAAAGCACACGCUGCCGGAACAUUGGCCUACUGGCAUACCAGCGGGUCUCAAUACACCUUCAAAUGUGUCGAUACGAGCACUGGAGAGAUUAUUGGCAUGGCCCUCGGCGAUGUUUACCUAUCAGAACGAACAGAGGAAGAGCGGAGAAACCAUGGGGUACCCUGGCUCGCGGGAGAGCAACGAGAGAGGGCUGAGAAGAUUCUGAACCCAUUAUGGGAGGUGAGAGAAAGACUUUUUGGAGGCAAGCGCUAUAUCUAUUGUCAUGUUAUAGGCAUCGACCCGAGGCAUCAAGGACGCAAGGCCGGCGCAUUGCUUGUACAAUGGGGCCUCGACUUGGGUGAGAGAGCGGGUCUGCCCGUCUAUUUCGAGUCUUCUCCUUCAACAGUUGGAUUGUAUAAGAAGAUGGGCUUUGAACUACUGGACGAAAAGAUUAUACACAAGGCUGAAGUUUUGGGGACGGAGGAAGACAUCGAUGUUCCUCUCAUGAUUAAGAUGCCAUCUCUUGCUGGAGGAAUGAGCUUUGCGGAGUGGAAAUCCAAGGGCUACCCUGAGUUUGGAGGCUCGGAUCUUGCACCUAAACUAGCAUAG